GCAUCACUUAUGGCUGAGCUUGCAAUGUCAAACACUUCUACUCAUGUUGAAAGACAAUCCCUAACUAGAAUGGCAGUCAGUAGAGCGCAAACCUCCAUCCAGUCCCAACACUUGCCUUUAACUGACUCAAGCCUCAUCACUGCUGGUUGCUAUCCGUAUUUGUAUAUAGACUGAAAAAUAGCUACCCUACACAAAAACAUUAUUUAAUCUGCUAGAUUCUGAUUAUUUAUCGGAACGACAUCAAAUUUUACUCAGAGAUACCAACCACUUCAAUUUGGCUUAUUUCUUCAUCAAGAUCCCUGUAUUACUCCCUGUGAAAUUAACAUAAAUGUCAAUAAAUGGCCUCUUGCAAUGUUAGAGGGAGUGGGAAAAAUGUCCUGGAUGCGUCCAUUUAUCCAGAUCCACACCAAAAGUUUAUGGGGUCUAUUCUGAGCUGAGACCCACUCUGCAUCCAAGUUUUAUAGAAAUUAUUGGCAGAUUCCAUCAGGGUUCUUGGUUUUCUCUCGUACUUUUUGAAUUACAUUCAUUUACGUUAGCUUAGAUAGACUUCCUGUGCAGGGUGGUGGGUAGGGGAAGGGUGGGUGGAGAUGAGGGGAUGGGGGAGGUUCAUGGAAAUAGGAAAACAAUGGGUUUUUAUAGAAAGAGAUUUAGCUGGUGCAAUAUUCACAUUAUAACGUGACCAAAGCUCGAUAAACAGUGAAUAUAAAAAUAAAACAUCAUUCAGUCCUAGUUAGCUACACCAUUUUACUCACCCUAUUAUCUAUAAAAGUAUUAACUUAUGUCACCAACAACAGGUAGAUCAGUUAUCGAUGCAUUUCCUGACCUAAAUUGUAAUGUUUACACUACUUGAUUUCCGAAUAGUUAACUUAUUACCCCACGAACUAUUUCCAGCUUUUACCACGUAAAUAGUAGUUCAACCAAACAGAAAGCUCGGACCAGGAGAAAAGGGUUAGCUUGUGAACUAGCAUUCAGCUAAUUGCUCAAUGUUAAUAUUAACGCAGUUGUGACUCUGGAUGUUAUACAAGCUUAUAAAGUAUGUUUUUUUCCAUUAAUUGCCAACUUAACUAACAUAACACCGUUGACAUAGUUUGUGCUGGACAAAGUUACCAAACUCUAACGUUAGUGUUACACUGCGACAGCUACAGUUAGCUUAGCUUAGGGUUGAAAACUACCGUCCUAGCACUUGUUGCACGCUAGCAGCAAAGUUUUGGGCGUUGCUUUUCUCUGUGAUCCUGUUUCACAAAACUACCCGGAAGGCCGGCGUGCUUGUCAAGUUCGAGCAGCCUCCUGGGAAACACUCUGAUGAACGCUUCUCUCUUACUCUCUGAAGGAAGUCCGUCGCUGUCGAUUUCCUCAGCAGUGCUGUCACAUAAACAGAUGUAGGGGAUCAUGAGCAUCACAGUCAGCAGUGUUGCAGCCAUGUCCUUCACACAGAUUCUUGCAAACUUGAGUGUUGUGCCCCCUGCAACUGCUGGUACUUUGUUUUGUCACCUGAGAAUCCCCACGCCCACCUUCGUCCAAGCAGCAAUCCCGAGGGGGCAACAGCCAUCAGAUGGAUGUGUGCCGAGCAACAGGGAGAGAACAAAUGUCGGUGAGAGGCGCAGUUUGUGCAGGGGAUGCUGGUGUGACCGGGCCGAGCCUCUGAUCGCAGGUAUUGUGUGGCUGGAGGAGGGAGCAGAGAAGAGAGAGAAAGUUACCAGCAGUCUUCAGAAGCAGCAUCGUCGGUGCGCCUCUCUGACCCGCAGUCGUCUCCUCUCUGCCGGAUCAUGUGGAUUAUUCUGGCGUUUGUUCUGGCAGCGGCCGGUCCUGGGGGCAGCAGGGGCUGCCAGCUGCCCCACGACUGGAGACCGCAGACGGAAGCGUGCCGCGCCGAGCUGGCGCAGAUCAUAGUCUAUGCCAAGGUGCUGGCACUGCACAAGGAGUCUUACAGUGUGUACAACUACCUGCCCUGGCAGUACGACACCGACCUGUUCUUCUCCGCCGAGAUCGAGCUGCUGUGCGACCAGGCGUGGGGCAGCAUGCUGGAGGUCCCCGCCGGCUCCAGGUUCAAUGUCACCGGCCUGGGCUACUUCCCCUGCUUCUCCUACAGUGUCACCCAAAACAACAACUACUACUUCUUUCUAAGGAUGGAUGAGAACUACAACAUUGUCCCUCACGGAGUGAACUUCCAGGACCCCAUCUUCCCCGACACGGCAGAAAUGCACCGCACAUUUGCCAGCCUUUUCCAAUUUUCCAACUGCACUGCUGGUACUCAGGUCCACAGCUACACCCCGGAGUGGGAGGCCCAGGAGGACAGCAGGUUGCUGUGCUCAGCAGUCCAGAAGGCUCUGUUUGAGGAGGAGGAGCGGGUCAGGACUCUCUCCCAGCAGGUGCGUUCCUUGGAGAAAGCCAACGAUCACCUGAGGGAAAAGGUGAAGAACAUGAAACGUCAACUACGCCAGGCCCAACGAGAAACGACCAAGGAGCAGCAGACCCUCAAUCUCAAACUGCUCUAUGAGCCGAAGACGUCCCAAACAAACCCGGAUCAGGACACUAACCAGGACCGGAAGAACACGCCGCUUAAAAAGGUCCUCUCCAAGAGGCUAAAAAAGUAGUUCUUUUUUAGUUUUAUGCAAAACCAGAUCUUGCUCACUUUGAAGCACCAAAGACAGAGCAAAAUGAGAGGGAGUGUGAGAAGAGCUGUUCAUUCAGAACAAGAUGGACUUUCAUUGUAAAUUCAUUACAUUCUUCAUGUCUUCAACCUUUUUAAUACGCUUAGAGGAAUGUAACUUCACAACCAAAUUUGGUUUUAGUUAGUGGUAAAAUUGACCUGUGUCCUUGAGACCGCGACUACAAAGAGGCCGUUCAUGCCCAUUUACAUCCCUAGACUUCUUAGAGUGUGUAUGUGUGUGUGUGUGUGUGUGUGUGUGUGUGUGUGUGUGUGUGUGUGUGUGCGCGUGCGUGUGUUGGGAGUCGAGGGCUCUCACUUGACUUAUAUUGUAGCCCCAGAUGAACUAAAGUGAAGGAUUAACUGCCUCUAAGAUAAGGAAGAGAUCUUUAUCUAAAUCUCCUCAACUCUUAUUUCACCCCAUUAGUACAAUAUGAACAUUCUCUCCUGUCAUAACCCCAAAACUGUUACUUUAUCUUUUGUUAUAGUUUGAUUCAGUGGCAGCGCAAAGCCUUUUUCCAAACAUGGGGCUGAGCUCAUAACUGAUGGAUGCACUGUUGAUACAAUAUGUGGACAAUGUUAAAGCAUUUAAAAUGUAUUUUCUUGCCUUUUUUCUGUGCUGGACACAUUAUGCAUUGUAUGAAUAUUAGUUUUGUUGCUUACUUUUGAAAUAGUAUCUUCAAAAUGCUCCAAACCAACCCUUUGUCUUUUAAGAGUCCACAUUUGGACACGUUUGUCCUUUACCAUAAAAAAGCAUGAAAGUUACGGGCUGUGAGCUUCAAAAUACACAAUUCUCUCAGAGGGAGCAGCAAAAACUAAUGUUUCAUUACAUCCUUCUUUUUCUACCAUUGCCUGCUUUUCAUUCACAUGUUUGAUCUAUUUAUACCCAAGAAACUAUCCCAAAGUUGAGAAGAAUGACUAAGACUCUGUAAAUUCAGUGAAUUGUUUCCUGUGGGUACAUUUUAAUGCAAAUUGUACUGGGUGACAGUGUAAGUUUUGUAUUUGAAAACAGGGUGCUGAGCACUCAUUAAAGGAUAAGUUCACCCAAAAAUGAGAGUUCAUUCAUUAUCUACUCGCUCCGAUGUGGAUGGAAAGUCGGAUGAAGUUUUUAAUUCCACAAAACAUUCCUGGAGCUUCACAGCAAAACAGUGUUGCAGCAUUGUCCUAAACAACUGAAGUAGUUGGGCGCUUGUUUUGAAAGGUAUAGAGAAAAUAGUUUUAAAAAACACAGAAAAUGGCUCCAUUUAGCUUAGCAAAACACCGAAGUUUCCAUCGGCAUGCGGAUGAGUAGAUAAUAAUUAAAUUUUCACUCUUAGGUUAACUUACCCUUUAAGUUAUCCAACAGGAUUGGCUUUUUCUGUGUCAGAAAUCAAAGUUUGCUUUUAUUUUACAUUUUCUUUUUUUGUGUGCUUUCUCUAAACUAUAAACAUCUGAUUUGCUUUGCCAAUAGCAUUAUCAUUUGUGUUACAGUAAUUGUGUGGUUUUUUUUUAUUAAAUAAAUGAACUUUUACAACA
Acanthopagrus latus (yellowfin seabream) is the source of this 4162-nucleotide messenger RNA. RefSeq names its product coiled-coil domain containing 3b (gene ccdc3b). Bases 1767 to 2594 code for a protein of 275 amino acids. NCBI's taxonomy places the organism in Eukaryota, Metazoa, Chordata, Actinopteri, Spariformes, Sparidae. The transcript has 7 exons. Gene Ontology annotation, cellular component: extracellular region. Gene Ontology annotation, biological process: negative regulation of gene expression. The record is from RefSeq and is a predicted model, not a curated record.